Molecule: messenger RNA, 1872 nt
Organism: Rotaria sordida
Lineage: Eukaryota; Metazoa; Rotifera; Eurotatoria; Philodinida; Philodinidae
Source: the annotation of a GenBank genome assembly
AUGAAUAUGUCUGAACAUUCUGAUGAAUUCAAACAAUGCUCAAAGACAUUCAUUGAAAUUCGCAUUCCUUCGCCAAUUCUUGAACUGGGUAUACAUGUCUGCGAUACGCCAGGCUUUCUUGGAUCGGAUGUACCAAUUCUACGCGAGAAUUUACUUGCAUUAGUGGCCAGUGUUCAUCCAACCUUGGUUUUUCUCCAUGAUAAUCCAACCGGGUCUGAUGAUUCACGUAAAUGCUACGAAGAACUUAAACUUGCUCUUCAUAGUCACUCCAUGGGUGCUGAUAUUUUCUUUCUCAAUACAAAAGCCGAUGUGGCUGUCAUACGUAGAGACGCAAACAAUAAUGAUGAUGAUGAGAUACUGCUGAACAGAGAACGAUUGCGUUGUUACGACUUUCUUAUGAAAAUUGACGAAAUGAAAGGUGAUGUUCAUCAUCGAAUUGAGCACAAUGAAGCACCAUCGUUCAAUAAAUGUUAUUCAUUCGAUAUUUUCUCAAACGUAGCACCUAACGAUCCGAUGGAACAAGCAAUGAAACGUCAUGCAAUCGAUCGAAUCAUUCAUUUUGCUGCCGAACAUGAUUUGCGACUAACGAAAUACGUCAUCAAUAUUGUACACACUGCUAUUGAUGCAUUCUUCGAUUUUAUUCUAGUUACAAAUCGGCGUUCACUCGUCGAGUGGAACAGAUUACGUGAUGAUGCAAUAGAAUGGGGUGAGAGUUUCUUCAGGCAAUACAGAUCCAUCGUUGAUAAGAUUGCCAACGAAGCCAAUCGACGUUUACCACAACGUUUUCGUGAGAAGCGUCCUGAUAUUGAAACAAGAGCUAUCAAAGAUUGUGAAACAAGAGGAAUUCAAUGGGAUGAAAGACUUGAAAUACCGGCCAGUCAUCAUGGAUCUAGACCAGAUAUAAAUGAGGAAGAAGUCUUAGGUAGUGGUGGAUUUUUCACUGUUCAUCCAGCAUCAUGGGACAAUGAGCAUGAAUUAGUCGCCAAGAAACUACAAAAUCAUAUUAUUGGUCAAAACUUUGCCUAUUUAGAAGCUCAUUUUCAUCGAACAUUGACCAAUCUCAACAUUGCACACAUGAUACCUUUAAAAUAUCUAUAUGAAGACGACAAUUCUUCAUUGUAUUUACUCUUACCUCGUUAUCGGAGCAAUCUGCAUAAAUUUCUUGUCGAAAAUAUGGAACGAGUAACAGCAGAUAAAGCUAUAAAGAUUUCACGUAAUAUUGCCAAUGUUAUUGCACAUUUGCAUGCUUACGAUCUUGUUCAUCGCGGCAUCAAAGUUGAAAAUAUUCUUAUGGAUGAAGAUGAAGUCUAUUUAGCUGAUUUUGGUACAUGUCAAGUUGGAAUAGAGAACACAACGUUAGUUGGUUUCCUUCCACUACCACCAGAACUCAUUCAAACAUUAGAUUCUAGCUCAAAUGAUAGUGCUCGUCAAUACUCAUAUCAAGGUACAGCAGUAGACGUUCACUUACUUGGCCGUCUCAUGUAUGCUUGUGCACCAAAAGAUGUUUAUACUCCGCCGUCGAAUAAUAUCAAUGAACAGUUACAUCUACUUGAUAGAAAAAAAGUUCCUGAAAAAUACUGCCAAUUAAUUGCUCGAUGUGUUAAUAAAGAUCCUAAUCAACGGCCAACAGCCAAAGAAAUCGUAGAUGAACUCGAUUCAAUUGAAAAAUCAUCAUGUGUUAUAUGUGAAGAAGCACCACGCUUUGCACGCUUUGAACCAUGUGGUCAUAAGGCACUAUGUGUUCAAUGUCUUAAUCAAAUUCAACAAACUCCUCAGCCAAAAUGCGUUAUAUGCAGACAAAUAUUCAUUAAUGUACAAGAAGAUAACAAUGCGAACACUUUUUUCGCUAGUUCAUUGAAUUCUACUCGAUGA